Molecule: messenger RNA, 849 nt
Organism: Thalassophryne amazonica
Lineage: Eukaryota; Metazoa; Chordata; Actinopteri; Batrachoidiformes; Batrachoididae
Gene: ppdpfb
Product: pancreatic progenitor cell differentiation and proliferation factor b
Exons: 5
Coding region: 196-564 (122 amino acids)
Biological process (GO): multicellular organism development; cell differentiation
Source: RefSeq, a predicted model, not a curated record
GCUCUGUUUAUAUAAGCUUGCUGGGCCGCUGAACGAGCAGUUUGAGUUUUUUCCAGACCUUGGAGGGUUUUAUUUACCCAGAAGUUGUCAAAUGGGCCCCGUCGCCUAGCGUUUCCUUCUCCCAGCCUCGCUGACCAACCAUCACGCACGAAAGGUUUCCAUCCAGUAACGUGCACAGCAACCAACAGUGGUAGAAUGGCUUCCAUUCCAUCAGGGGGUUCCCUCGUGGCCACGAAUGACUACUACCGAAGGCGCAUCGGCUCCACCUCCAGCAACAGCUCUUGUGGCAGUUCAGAAUACAUCGGUGAAGUCAUCCCUCACCACCCAGGAUUGCCUAGACAGGACUCUGGGCACUGGUGGUCCAGCUUCUUCUUUGGGAAGCAGAUGGGGAUGUCCCCUGUGACUGAGGAGGUGCAGCAAAAGGCGGGGGUCUCAGGUGUGGUAACAAACGGUCAGAUCACCUGCGUUGCCAAGGAGAUGGUGAUGCAGCGUCAGGUGAGCGAGAGCAGCGACGCAGGAAGUCCACAUCAUCCUGACUACUCGCACAAACCCCAGGAGAAUUGAAACAACAACCAACGCUAGGUGACGGGAGGAUGUCCUGUUAACUUUGUUUUUUAAUUUUGUGUAUAUAUGGUAGAAUAGGCUGCUUUUUUUUUGUUAUUGUUUUAUAUUGACCCCUCCUCCCCCCAAAAAACCUAAAAUAUAAAAAGCAACAAAUUACUUUUUUAAAUCUACAUUUGUAUGGUUUAUUGUUUGUAGUUUUGUGGUGUAAUCACAUCUACAUUCCCUUUGUUGAAAUCUUUUCACUUUGUCACCCUGUGACUGUAAUAAAUUAGACUGUUGCAGCCU